GGAUCCUACGAAGGGGCUAACCGUGGGUCGAGGGACAACUGAUGCAGGGGGACGGAGUUUAGGAGGAGGGGUUUUUUAUUCUUUCUCUUUUUUUCUUCCUCCCCUAGUUGUUUGAUUUUUAGUCUUCAUUUCCAACCCAUAUUCUAUCAGUUACCUGACGAGAUGGUGGCAGAGAAAGAAGGCUCCUGCCCUUCCAAACACAGACCCGUACAAUUUCAGGAGCCUCUACGGCAAGAAAAAAGAAGUAGGAAGCAGGUCAGCGAUGGAUUCACCAUCAAAGCCAUGAUGAAAAACACAGUGGUGAAAGGUCCCCCAACUGCGGGAGCAUUUAAAGAAAGACCAACAAAGCCCACAGCAUUUCGCAAGUUUUAUGAGCGAGGUGACUUCCCCAUCGCCCUUGAGCAUGAUUCAAGAGGAAACAAAAUAGCCUGGAAGGUAGAGAUAGAGAAGCUGGACUAUCAUCACUAUUUACCACUGUUUUUCGAUGGUCUGUGUGAGAUGCAGUUUCCCUAUGAGUUCUUUGCUCGGCAAGGUAUCCAUGAUAUGCUAGAACAUGGGGGGAACAAGAUUCUUCCUGUCAUUCCUCAGCUCAUUAUUCCAAUAAAAA
Messenger RNA from Gekko japonicus, 607 nucleotides. It is a transcript of the gene PACRG, whose product is annotated as PARK2 co-regulated. Lineage: Eukaryota; Metazoa; Chordata; Lepidosauria; Squamata; Gekkonidae. The record is from RefSeq and is a predicted model, not a curated record. The annotation marks the transcript as partial. The transcript is spliced from 3 exons. Gene Ontology annotation, cellular component: cytosol; neuron projection; vesicle. Gene Ontology annotation, molecular function: Hsp90 protein binding; Hsp70 protein binding.